AUGCCCCAACAAUUACACCCGUGCUGUCGGUACCUUGUCAUGCCCCAACCGUUACACCCGUGCUGUCCGUACCCGGUCAUGCCCCACCCGUUACACUUGUGCUGUCCAUACGCGGUCAUGCCCCACCCGCUACACCCGUGCUGUCCGUACCCGGUCAUGCCCCACCUGUUACACCCGUGCUGUCUGUACCCGGUCAUGCCCCACCCGUUACACCCGUGCUGUCUGUACCCGGUCAUGCCCCACCCGUUACACCCGUGCUGUCUGUACCCGGUCAUGCCCCACCCGUUACACCUGUGCUGUCCGUACCCGGUCAUGCCCCACCCGUUAUACCCGUGCUGUCCGUACCCGGUCAUGCCCCACCCGUUACACCCGUGCUAUCCGUACCUGGCUGUGCCCCCACCCGUUUUACCCGUGCAUCUUGUGUUUGCCUGUGUUGCCCCGUUCAGCCCGUGUCCUGCCCAGUUCUGCCCGUGCUGCCCGUUCUGCCCGUGCUGCCCCGCUCUGCCCGUGUUGCCCCGUUCUGCCCGUGUUGCCCCGUUCUGCGCGUGUUGCCCCGUUCAGCCUGUGUCCUGCCCAGUUCUACCUGUGUCGUGCCCGUUCCCAUGCCGUGUUGUCCCGUUCAGCCCGUGUCCUACCCCGUUCUGCCUGUGCUGCCUGUUCUGCCCCCGUGUCCUGCUCAGUUCUGCCUAUGUCGUGCCCGUUCCCGUGCCAUGUUGCCCCGUUCAGCAUGUGUCCUGCCCCGUUCUGCCCGUGCGGCCCGGUUGUGCCCAUGUGUUCUGCCCGUGCCCCACCCGUGCUGUCCGUACCCGUUCGUGCCCCACCCAUGCUGUCAGUUCUCGCUCGUGCCCCACCCGGUCUGUGCUGCCCAAUCUCGUGCUGCCCAUCAACCCCAUGCGGCCCGUCCCGUACAGCACCUAG
Molecule: messenger RNA, 918 nt
Organism: Closterium sp. Naga37s-1
Lineage: Eukaryota; Viridiplantae; Streptophyta; Zygnematophyceae; Desmidiales; Closteriaceae
Source: the annotation of a GenBank genome assembly